AGGUUCGGAAUGUUCAAUUACCGCCGUGCCCGACCCGUUGACAAAUAUAUGUGAGAGCAACGAGCAAGGCAGAAACUGCUUUUCAUAUUUGAGCAGCAAACGCCUCCCUCCCUUGUCUCAUCGCCUGAAGAAAGAGAGUCCUCAACCUCCAAACCAUGAUGUUUCAGAUUUUUCUCAACGCCUCUGAUGGCAGCAUCUCUGUUAAUGAUCAGAAUCUUGUGCUUCUCUCUUACGCCCUUGGCGGGCUUGCCUUAUUAUGGUUUAUCUUGAUGUUUAUCUGGAAACCAAAUAAGGGACAACCACCAUUGCCACCAGGUCCUAAAACUUUGCCCCUCGUGGGGAACCUCCUGUCUCUUGAUCCUGAGCUUCAUACAUACUUCACAGACCUGUCUAAGACUUAUGGCCCAAUCUUGACACUCUGGCUCGGUAAAAAGGUUGGAAUUGUGAUCAGUUCCCCAGCCUUGGUGCGGGAGGUGCUCAAGGAUCAAGAUACAACGUUUGCCAAUCGUGACGUUCCUGCAGCUGCCAGGGAAGCUGCCUAUGGUGGCUCAGACAUAGCGUGGACUCCAUACGGCCCCGAAUGGCGGAUGCUGAGGAAGGUUUGUGUGAGGGAAAUGCUGAGUAACGCCACUUUGGAUUCUGUUUAUGACCUCAGGCGCAGGGAGCUUCGACAGACGAUUAAAUUCUUGUAUAGACAGGCGGGGAAGCCGGUUAAUGUUGGUGAGCAGAUGUUUUUGACUGUUCUUAAUGUGAUAACUAACAUGUUAUGGGGUGGUACAGUCAAGGGAGACGAGAGGGCUAGCCUUGGAGCAGAAUUCAGGCAAGUUGUCAAUGAGAUGACUGGCUGCUUAGGUGCGAUGAAUAUAUCAGAUUUUUACCCUGCUUUGGCAAGAUAUGACCUACAAGGCGUCCAGAAGAAGACCAGAAUUUUAGCAGGAAGAUUUGAUAAAAUCUUUGAGAGGAUGAUAGAUCAAAGGGUGAAUGCAGUUGGUGAUGAUGGUAAAGAGAGCAAGGAUUUUCUACAGUUUCUUAUGCAACUGAAAGAUGAAGGAGAUGCCAAGACACCUCUUACCAUGAGUCAUGUGAAGGCCCUGCUCAUGGAUAUGGUUGUGGGUGGAACUGACACAACUUCUAACACGGCUGAAUUCGCAUUGGCUGAGAUGCUGAGGAAACCAGAAAUUUUGAAAAAUGUUCAGCAAGAACUGGAGACGGUUGUGGGCAAAGAUAAGAUAGUAGAAGAGUCUGACAUUCAGAAACUGCCAUACUUGUAUGCAGUGAUGAAAGAAGUUUUGAGGUUGCAUCCAGUUCUACCACUCCUGAUCCCUCAUUGCCCAAGUGAGACCUGCAUUGUUGGAGGAUAUACAGUUCCAAAAGGUUCUCGUGUUUUUAUCAACGUUUGGGCGGUUCACAGGGAUCCUUCCAUUUGGGAGAACCCUUCGGAGUUUCGCCCUGAAAGAUUCCUGGAUGGUAAAUGGGAUUACAGUGGAAAUGACUUCAAUUAUUUCCCAUUUGGCUCGGGGCGGAGAAUUUGUGCAGGUACUGCAAUGGCUGAGAGGAUGUUCAUGUUUUCACUUGCUUCGCUGGUUCAUUCCUUUGAUUGGAAGGUGCCUGAAGGAGAACAUUUAAACCUGGAAGAGAAGUUUGGAAUUGUGUUGAAGAAGCGAAUGCCUUUGGUCGCAAUACCAACUCCACGAUUAUCUGAUGCAUUUCUAUACGAGUAACAAGAAAACUGCUGCCUCUGUGUAUCAUUUCACUCUACUGGUUAGUUAAGCCUGGUAUUGAAAUCAGCGAAAAUCUACCACAAGAUUGCUAUUUUGCUUGACG
This is a messenger RNA of Coffea eugenioides, 1824 nucleotides long. Its product is annotated as flavonoid 3'-monooxygenase-like. The record is from RefSeq and is a predicted model, not a curated record. The transcript is spliced from 2 exons. Gene Ontology annotation, molecular function: monooxygenase activity; oxidoreductase activity, acting on paired donors, with incorporation or reduction of molecular oxygen; iron ion binding. Lineage: Eukaryota; Viridiplantae; Streptophyta; Magnoliopsida; Gentianales; Rubiaceae. The coding region runs from base 156 to 1721 and encodes 521 amino acids.